AUGACUCCAAGACUGAAUGUUCAUUUCAUCCAUGUCAAGCCUCCAAACCUCCCCGCUGGACAGAAAGCCAUCCCUCUGCUGAUGGUUCACGGCUGGCCGGGUUCUUUCUAUGAAUUCUAUGGGAUUAUUCCACUUCUGACUGAGCCGGGGAAACACGGCCUGGACCCUAACUUCACAUUUGAGGUCAUCUGUCCCUCUAUUCCUGGAUAUGGCUUUUCAGAGGCACCACAUAAGAAGGGUUUAGAUGCCAUUGCUGCAGGACGAAUCUUCUACAAACUGAUGCUGAGACUGGGAUUUAGUGAGUUCUAUCUGCACGGAGGAGACUGGGGAAGCCUCAUCACCACCACCAUGUCCCAGAUGAAACCAGAGUCAGUAAAAGGACUCCACCUGAAUGUAGUGUUCUUGGGUAAAGGUGGGUUCAAAGUGCUCAUUUCGUUGAUCCUUGGGCGCUAUCUGCCAUGGUUAGUGGGCAUGACCAGAGAAGAUGUCAAGCUUAUCUAUCCAUACUUUGAGAAGAAUGUGUAUGCUGUGCUUCGGGAGUCUGGAUACCUCCACAUUCAGGCAACCAAGCCGGAUACUGUAGGCUCUUCUCUGAAUGACUCGCCUGCUGGGCUGGCUGCCUAUAUCCUGGAAAAGUUCUCCACCUGGACCAAUCCGGACUAUCGAGCCCUGGAGGAUGGAGGACUGGACAGGAAAUACUCGUUGGAUGACCUUCUCACCAAUGUGAUGAUAUAUUGGGUGUCAGGCUCCAUCACAUCUUCCAUGAGGUUUUGCAAAGAAAACUUGUCCCAUGAAUCCCGUUUUGGUCUAGUUGCAAGGACCCCUGUGUAUGUUCCCACCGGCAUUGCUGCGUUCCCACAUGAGCUGAUGCACAACCCCAAGAUCUGGGUCAAAGAGAGACACAAAAACAUUGUCAACUACAACUACAUGCCCCGCGGAGGGCACUUUGCUGCCUUCGAGGAGCCCGAACUGCUGGCCCGCGACAUCCAGAACUUUGUGUCUAAGGUGGAAAAAAAUGCUAAAUAAAGUACAGGACCCGUCACGCUACAUGUGCUGCCCAACACACUAC
This is a messenger RNA of Nanorana parkeri, 1069 nucleotides long. Its product is annotated as epoxide hydrolase 1-like. The record is from RefSeq and is a predicted model, not a curated record. Gene Ontology annotation, biological process: epoxide metabolic process; arachidonate metabolic process. Lineage: Eukaryota; Metazoa; Chordata; Amphibia; Anura; Dicroglossidae. The transcript has 7 exons. Bases 1 to 1026 code for a protein of 341 amino acids. Gene Ontology annotation, molecular function: epoxide hydrolase activity.